Maudiozyma barnettii is the source of this 1053-nucleotide messenger RNA. RefSeq names its product Dfm1p (gene DFM1). The coding region runs from base 1 to 1053 and encodes 350 amino acids. The record is from RefSeq and is a predicted model, not a curated record. The transcript has a single exon. Lineage: Eukaryota; Fungi; Ascomycota; Saccharomycetes; Saccharomycetales; Saccharomycetaceae. Gene Ontology annotation, molecular function: misfolded protein binding; ubiquitin-specific protease binding. Gene Ontology annotation, biological process: endoplasmic reticulum unfolded protein response. Gene Ontology annotation, cellular component: endoplasmic reticulum membrane; Hrd1p ubiquitin ligase ERAD-L complex.
AUGCCUCCAAGAAAUGUACACACAUUAGGAAGUGGCGAUUCUAGAAGAUCUAGUGCAAACACAUCCACUACUUCAAAUCCAACAUUCAGAACAAUAUGGGAUAGUAUUCCACCCGUGACAAGAGCAAUAUUAUUGUUAUUAUGUAGUGUGACGUCUGCGUAUGUUUUACAACUGGUUCAUUUUGGAUAUCUUAUUUUCCAAUGGAAUGAAACCUUUAAACAUUUCCAAUUGUGGAGAAUGGUUACAUCAUGUAUGAUCCUUCCACCACAAGCCAUGCCUGCUCUUUUGGAAAUAUAUAAUAUUUUUACCAGAUCUGCCCAACUAGAAAAUGAACAUUUUUUUAUUACAAGUAUAGCAAAUCCAUCCAUUGAUUAUACAUUUUAUAUAUGUUUUUGCAUACUUUCUAUUGUGAAUGUAAGUGCAAUAGUAUUUGGUGUCUCUGCAAGUAUGCUCCUUACAAGUGCAUUUACUUCAUGUUUAACAUUUACCUGGGCUGUAGAUAAUGCAAACACAAAAAUUUUAUUCUAUGGGAUAGUACCAGUAUAUGGGAAAUAUUAUCCGCUAAUUACACUUGCAACCUCAUUUAUCUUUGGAGAAGGUAAUUUCUUUAUUUCUUUAAUUGGUAUAUUUGUUGGUUACAUAUUCUUAUGCCUGGAUACUCGUACCUUUGGCCCAAUAUGGGGGUUUAUUACCAAGAAACAUUCCAGCUAUGGUAGAGCUCCAGGUGGUUCAUUGUGCGCACCGCAUUGGUUUAUAUACUUAUAUGAAAUUAUCUUUAGAAUUGAUAAGCGUCACAGAUUUGCUGCAACAAUGAUGGUACCAUCUACUACCAAUGACUCAACUGAAGUUGGGUUUAAGGGUAAUGGUUCUAGAUUAGGUGGCAGUUCUACAGGAGGAAAUAAACUUGGUAGUAGUAGUCAAACUAACUCUAAAGAGACUAAAUUAAGAACCGAGGGCUCAAAUAAUACCACUUCUUCAGGGUCAAGUGCAACGAAUAAUGGUACUGGUAAUUUUCGUGGUUCCGGACAACGUCUAGGAGCCAAAGAAGAAUGA